AUGUUUAAAAGAACACAAUUUUUCCUUAAACAUGACAUAAAUGAAGUGAACAGAUUCAUUGAAGAACAAGAUAAUGCAUUUGGUUAUGGGUUUACUACAAUAUUAUCCGAUAGUCAAUCACCUACACCAUGUCAUGGAUGUCUUGAAUUAAUGGAUUCACGUUCGACAUGUAUAUAUAUCAAACGAGCCGAUUGUAAUAGUAUUUGGCAUCCACAAUGUUUUAUAUGUACAAAAUGUAAACAAUUUCUUGUUAAUUUAAUAUAUUUUUAUAAAAAUGGUCAACUUUAUUGUGAACAACAUCAUGCUAAAUUAUAUAAACGACGAUAUACAGGAGGCGAUCUAAUUAUAUUUAUUUUUACAUGUAAUGAAUAUAAAGAUCGUGGUUCGGAUAUGUAUCGAUUUUGUUGUUCAUUUUGUAAACAAUAUUUAGCUGGUGAACGUUAUAUUGAGCGACGAGGCCAAUUAUUUUGUUUAGAUUGUUUCGAAACAACGUAUGCAGAAUAUUGUGAUAUAUGUUGUGAACCCAUUGGGCCCUCUCAAGCUCGAAUAACUUAUGAAUCACAUCAGUGGCAUGCAACAGAAACAUGUUUUUAUUGUUAUGUCUGUCUUAUUCCUUUAAAUAAUAGUGAUUUUUUACAAGAUUAUGGUAUAUUAUUUUGUUCAAAUGAAUGUGCAUCACAAAUAAGUAAUCAUUCAAUAAGUACAAAAUUGAUUCAACAAAAUAACCUUCAUUCAAAUGGAAUGUUGUCUUUAAUAUCAUGUACAAAAUCAAUAAUAACAUCACAAUUUCCACGUUCAAGUUCAUUAAAUGGUUCAUCAAGAUUUACAAAACAAUAUCGUGUACAUUUUGUUGGUAAUGAAAAAGAAAAAAACUCAAAAUAUUCACCAACAAUGAGUUAUAAAUCAAAAUUCUUAUGUCGAUCAUUAUCAUCGUCAUCAUCAACUAUUCAUGAUGAUAAUCAAGAAGAUAUUAAUUCAAUAUUUGAUCAAUUUGAUAUGUGUGGAAUUCAUUUACGAAAAUCAAUAAAUUGUAGAACAGAAAUAAGUUAUGUUGAUGAAACAAGUACAAUAAAUACAAAAUUAAUGAAAAAAACAACAACAUUAAAUAAAAAACAGAAAAACUCUAAUGAAAAACGAGGAAAAACAAAUUACAUUGUUAGUUCAUUUUUUUUCUGUAUAUAUUCUAAAUCUCUUCAUUAA
Rotaria sp. Silwood1 is the source of this 1200-nucleotide messenger RNA. NCBI's taxonomy places the organism in Eukaryota, Metazoa, Rotifera, Eurotatoria, Philodinida, Philodinidae. The record is from the annotation of a GenBank genome assembly.